GUAAUUUGGAAUAAAUAAAUAAAUAAAUAGUGAAACCAGAAACGAUUUUCCCGUUUAUGCGAGGGAGGGAGAGGCCAUUCUCAUUGUCAGACCUCAAACAAACAAACAAACAAUCAAACAAUCAAUCAUCCCACCCAAAAUGAUAUUGCAUUCUCCACACUUGGCGGCCGUCGUCCUUCUCUUCCUCGCGUUUGCCGCGGCCGCCGAGGAUGAUUCCUGCAAUCACACCGUGCAAUUGGUCAAGGUCAAGAACUGGGUUGAUGGCAAGGAAGGUGACAUGUUCAAUGCCAUGUCUGCAACAUUUGGCUCUUAUUUGCCUCAGAAACCCGACCAAACUGUCACCGCUCCUGCCCUUUUUCCUAAUCCUACAGACUGCUGUUCCCCUUCAACUUCAAAGUUAUCAGGAUCAGUUGCUCUUUGUCAACGGGGUACUUGUGACUUCACAGCUAAAGCUGCAUCCGUGCAGUCAGGAGGUGCUACUGCCAUGAUCAUGAUAAAUGAGUCAGAAGAUUUAUUUGAGAUGGAGUGCUCCAACACCACUAGGGAAAAUAUUUCAAUUCCAGUUGUCAUGAUAACAAAGUCAGCGGGAGAAGCUUUCAACAAUUUUUUCAAGUCUGGAACGAGAGUGCAAGUUUUGCUAUAUGCUCCAACACGCCCAGUUGUAGACUUCUCAGUUGCAUUUUUGUGGUUCAUGGCUGUUGGAACAGUUAUAUGCGCUUCACUAUGGUCAGAUAUAACUGCUGCUCCUGAUCAUUUUGAUUCUCCUAAGGGAUCUUCCAGGGAUGAAACAGUGAAAGAUGAUUCUGAUAAUGAAAUUAUCAACAUAGAUGUAAAGGGUGCCAUCAUCUUUGUCAUUACGGCAUCCACUUUCCUUGUGCUACUGUUCUUCUUCAUGUCAUCUUGGUUUAUUUGGGUGCUCAUUAUACUUUUCUGCAUUGGCGGUGUUGAGGGGAUGCACAAUUGUAUUGUAGGCCUCACUUUAAGAAAAUGUCCAAAUUGUGGUCAGAAGACAGUGAAUUUUCCUUUGUUUGGAGAGGUUUCUGUUUUCUCACUAGCUGUGUUAAUAUUUUGUUUGGCAUUUGCCGUAAUAUGGGCUGCUACUCGGAAGGGAUCAUUUUCAUGGUUUGGCCAAGAUGUUCUUGGCAUCUGUUUGAUGAUAACAGUCUUGCAAUUGGCUCGAUUGCCUAAUAUUAAGGUUGCAACUGUACUCCUUUGUUGUGCAUUUGUAUAUGAUAUAUUUUGGGUAUUCAUAUCUCCAGUGAUAUUCCAAAAGAGUGUAAUGAUCACGGUUGCUCGCGGUGACAAGGCUGGUGGUGAAGCAAUUCCUAUGCUUUUGAGAUUUCCCCGUCCUUCUGAUCCUUGGGGUGGCUAUGAUAUGAUUGGAUUUGGAGAUAUUCUCUUUCCUGGUUUACUUGUUUCCUUUACUCGUAGAUUCGACAAAGAUAACGACAAGGGGGUCUUAAACGGUUAUUUUCUUUACUUGGUAAUUGGCUAUGGCAUCGGCCUCUGCUUCACAUAUUUGGGGCUAUAUAUGAUGAACGGUCAUGGACAACCUGCCCUGCUCUACCUUGUUCCAUGUACACUAGGAGUUGCUGUGAUAUUGGGAUGCAUAAGAGGGGAGUUGAAGAAACUUUGGGGUUAUAACGAAGACCCGUCAUCCAGUCCUGAAGUUUAAAUCAGUAAGCUGUUCAAAACAAUUGGGGAAUGAUCUUAGAUACAUCAACACAAUGCUUUGGAAAGAUAGCAGGUGUACAGGCGACUCUCCUUGGGCCUCCAUGAUUAUUUCCAUAGUGUGCGUUUGAUUUGUAAUUUGCAUGUGUUCCAUAGUUUGCAUCGAGAAGCAUGUAAUUUCUGGAUAAAGGGACAUUUGGGGGUCCUUCAACAGAAAAACAAAUACACUAAGUUCUUGCAAAAGUUAUAUGGUUCCGUGCAACAUUUUUUUUAAUAAUUAAUAGCCACGAUUUUGAAAGGGUUGCCAGGAGAAUCGGUUAUUUAGGUUUGGGGAAAAUACUCCAAACAAUCCUCUUUGUGUAUUCAUCAGCACCCCACUCUUUCUUUGUCUA
Messenger RNA from Lotus japonicus, 2063 nucleotides. Its product is annotated as signal peptide peptidase-like 3. The record is from RefSeq and is a predicted model, not a curated record. Lineage: Eukaryota; Viridiplantae; Streptophyta; Magnoliopsida; Fabales; Fabaceae. Gene Ontology annotation, molecular function: aspartic endopeptidase activity, intramembrane cleaving. The transcript is spliced from 12 exons. Bases 140 to 1675 code for a protein of 511 amino acids. Gene Ontology annotation, cellular component: lysosomal membrane; Golgi-associated vesicle membrane; lumenal side of endoplasmic reticulum membrane. Gene Ontology annotation, biological process: membrane protein proteolysis.